Diuraphis noxia (Russian wheat aphid) is the source of this 553-nucleotide messenger RNA. RefSeq lists its product as uncharacterized. NCBI's taxonomy places the organism in Eukaryota, Metazoa, Arthropoda, Insecta, Hemiptera, Aphididae. The record is from RefSeq and is a predicted model, not a curated record.
UCUAUCAGGGCAAACUUAUUAUUUUACAGUCCAACAGUAAACGUUCACUAUAAGUUUUGUUGUAYGGAAACCAUUUUCACCACAAGAUGAACAUUAACUACGUACAAGGAAUAGUUUUGAUAUUUCUUGCGUGUGUGUUACACACAAAUUGUAAAAAAACUGAAAAAUCAGACAAAUUCUURGAAAAAACUCCUUCCAAAUCAAGUCAUAAAGAUGAUAAAAAACCAUUAGAUGAAAACAAAAAAAACGUUGAAGUUGAAAAUAUGUUAUUAAAUAUUGCAACUAUAAUACAAGAUUGUAUAGACAAAAAAACGAUGAAUAAUAAAACGUUUAAAAUGGAACUGGAUGAUUUGUAUAACGAUUUGGUAAAACCAAAAAUAAAGAAAAUAAUAAAAARACAAUUGAUUAAAGUUAAAGAUAUUAAAAAACAAUAUGAGGAAGACGUCGAAGUAUUAAAGAUAAUGGAAAGUAUGCCGGAUAGCAACAGCAGUAAAAAUAAGGAUAAAGUGUCAAAAAAAAAACGCAAAAACAACCAUGAACACAAUUGAAGUUU